UUGAAAGAUGAAGAGGUGGAGAACGGGGAUCUGAUUAACACCAGAGAGAGACCAGACUCUCCCUCUGACAGCAGGAAGAGUCCUUCAGGGGAAUCAGACCCAGAGAUGCCCAAAGCAACAGGAGGACGUCACUGCUCCCACUGUGGAAAGAGUUUUACAAAGUUAGGGAGCCUGAAGAAACAUGAGAGGACACACACAGGAAAAAAGACUUUCCAAUGUUCCCAGUGUGGAAAAGGUUUUCUUUGGUUAUAUCACCUGAAUAGGCAUGAGAGGACACACACAGGAGAAAAACCUUUCCAAUGCUCCCAUUGUGGAAAAAGUUUUAACGAAUUAGGGUACCUAUUAAUACAUAAGAGAAUACACUCUGGAGAGAAGCCUUACCACUGCUCCAAAUGUAGAAUGACUUUUACCUGGUUAGGGAGCCUUAAAACGCAUGAGAGAAUACACACUGGAGAAAAUCCUUUCCAAUGUUCCCACUGUGGAAAGAAUUUUACCCAGUUAGGGAACCUAAAUCGGCACAAGAGGACACACACAGGAGAGAAGCCUUACCAAUGCUCUCAGUGUAGAAAGAGUUUUAGGGGUUUAGUGAGCCUGAAACAGCAUAAGAGAAUACACACAGGAGAGAAGCCGUAUCACUGUUCCCAGUGUGGAAAGAGUUUUAGAUGGUUAGGGACUUUGAAAAUGCAUGAGAGGACACACACAGGAGAAAAACCGUACCAAUGCACCAUGUGUGGAAAGAGAUUUACCCAGUUAAAGUCCAUGAAAUUACAUGGGAGAAUACAUACAGGAGAGAAGCCUUACCACUGCUCCCACUGUGGAAUGACUUUUACCUGGUUAGUAAACAUGAAAACUCAUGAGCGAAUACACACAGGAGAGAAGCCUUAUCAAUGUUCCCAGUGUGGAAAGAAUUUUAGGGGUUUAGUGAACCUGAAACAGCAUGAGAGGACACACCCGCAAGAAAAGCCUUACCAAUGCUCCCUGUGUGGAAAGAGUUUUACAAAGUUAGGGGGUCUGACAAGGCAUGAGAGGACACACACAGGAGGGGAUAAGACGUAUCACUGCUCCCUGUGCGGAAAGACAUUUAACAGGUUAAGGCAUCUGAAUAAGCAUGAAAGAAUACAUACACAGGAGGAGACAACAUACCACUGCUCUCAUUGUGGAAAGACAUUUUCCCAGUCAGAGGACCUGAAAGCACAUGAGAGAAUAGAGAGGCUUUGUUCUGACUUGUGUUUUUGACUGAGAAUUUGUGUUUUUGUACAUACCACAUGAAAUCAUAUUGUUUAUAUGAAGUCUAAAACAAAAUAGGUUUACUUAAAAAAAUGUUUGUUUCGUUUCUAAAAUGAGAUUUAAAAAAAAAAAAAGAUGUACAUUGAUAUUUUGUAUACAAGUAUACAGGUUUCAGGCUCAUACAGCGCAGGUGCAUAAUUUUCCACGAUAGUAAGUAAGUAGCCUUGCAGGAGCCUUGGCUUGUCUGAUCCAGAACAGCUCAUAGUAACAGGAGCCUAUCUCCUGUUUCUGUACAGGACUCUAGUCUAUACAUUACCACAGUAUAGUAACAGGAUUCUAGUCUAUACAGUACCACAGUAUAGUAACAGGAGUCUAGUGUAUACAGUACCACAGUAUAGUAACAGGACUCUAGUCUAUACAGUCCCACAGUAUAGUAACACGAGUCUAUCUCCUGGUUCUUUAGUGAGGCAUCUUGAUGUACAGUACUUCCCCUGGACAGGACUCUAGUCUAUACAGUACCACAGUAUAGUAACAGGGGUCUAGUCUAUACAGUACCACAGUAUAGUAACAGGAGUCUAGUCUAUACAGUACCA
This is a messenger RNA of Salvelinus namaycush (lake trout), 1820 nucleotides long. RefSeq names its product zinc finger protein 239-like. Lineage: Eukaryota; Metazoa; Chordata; Actinopteri; Salmoniformes; Salmonidae. The transcript is spliced from 2 exons. Bases 106 to 1236 code for a protein of 376 amino acids. The record is from RefSeq and is a predicted model, not a curated record.